AUGAAGGAGGACCUACUACUUGUGUCCUCAUGGCUGAACGUGAGCAUGGAUCCCGUGGUGGGGAGCAACCAGAGUUUAGGGGAUUUCUGGCAGAGGAUCGAGACAUACUUCCACGACAACAAAUACUUCCCUUCUACCCGCAAUAAGAAGUCGUUGCAGGAGAGGUGGACGUUCAUCAACUGUUUGGUGCAGAAGUUUUGCGGCCACUAUGCUAGGGCCUUGCGUUCUAGGAGGAGUGGGACCACCGAGGGCGAGACCGCAUGCAAGAUGUUCCAGGCCGUCGAGCACAAAGAGUUCACGUUGCUGCCUUGUUGGAGGGAGUUGCGGCAUCAUCCCAAGUGGCAAUCGGAGUCCUCGCACAAGAAGCAAAAGACCGCCGCCGCUGGCAGCCCCGCCUCAACGCAGCACGUUGAGUCUUAUCCCGGAGCAGAAGCUAGGGAUACCCCUGCUUUGAUUGUCAGUCCACGUCCUAAACGGCCACCUGGCCGCACUGGCUCGAAGGAGGUUGCCCACGGUUCUUCCUCGUCGAACUCAGCUUCUGCUCCCAUGAAGGAGAUAUUUGACCGCCAGUUCUCAUUGAAAGAAAGGAUUGAGAAGGAUAGGGUGGAGAGGUUUGCUGAGAUGAUGAAUAUGGAGUGUCAGAGGCUCAGGCUCGAGGAGGAGCAUAUGCAAAUGGAAAAGGUAAAGGAGGAGAUGCUCAUAAUGAACAUGGAUCUUUCCCAAAUGGAUGAGGACCAGAAGGCAUACUACAAAAGCCUCAGGCCGAGCAUUAUUGCAGCUAGGCGUGCCACUUCUGGGCCAUCCGUCUAA
Messenger RNA from Phragmites australis (common reed), 810 nucleotides. RefSeq names its product glutathione S-transferase T3-like. NCBI's taxonomy places the organism in Eukaryota, Viridiplantae, Streptophyta, Magnoliopsida, Poales, Poaceae. Bases 1 to 810 code for a protein of 269 amino acids. The transcript has 2 exons. The record is from RefSeq and is a predicted model, not a curated record.